Molecule: messenger RNA, 475 nt
Organism: Neoarius graeffei (lesser salmon catfish)
Lineage: Eukaryota; Metazoa; Chordata; Actinopteri; Siluriformes; Ariidae
Product: protein FAM163A-like
Exons: 2
Coding region: 1-405 (134 amino acids)
Source: RefSeq, a predicted model, not a curated record
AUGAGCGCUGGAACUGUGGUGAUAUCAGGAGGAAUUUUAGCUGCUGUGAUUCUGCUGUGUAUCAUCACUGUGCUGUGUUACUGCAGACUGCAGCAUUACUGCUGUAAGUGUGAUGUCCCAGAGUCAGUUGCUGCUCCAGUGUUGGACUCUCGUCCUCAUAUCCGCUGUGACGUCUGCAGUGUGGAUGGAGUCACGAGGACCCUGCUGCCCUUGACCUUUGACCCCAGUGUGACCCACAGCUGCUGUCCCACCUGCUCGCUGGACUAUCACCAUGACGACAUGUGUAACAGGAACAUGUGGCUCACUGUCAGUCACAGAGGACCAUGUGAGGGCGUCACUGCACUCGGCACGGCGGCCAUGAUGAACUUCUACACCAACACACAUGCCAUCAGCACUGAUGUCUGACCUCUGACCUCUGACGCUCACAGAUGACAGCAGUUCUGUUUCCUUCUGUUAUUACAUAAAGUUAUCAGUU